AUGCAACAGAUUCAAUGCCAGUUUAAUGUUAGAUAUGCCUUCUCCAUCAACUCAUUCCCCAACAUGCCAAAUCCAUGGAAACCUUUCAAUUCACUCACUGUCUUCACAACCAAGGAAUACAAUGCAACAAUUGAGUUCUAUUGGGCACCUUUUCUUCUUGAAUCAAACUCCGAUAACGCUGUCAUUCAUCGCGUAACUGAUAGGAUUGUCAGAAAGGGUUCGAUCAGUAAGCACGGCCGCUAUUGGAAAGGCGCAGACAUUGUGGUAUUCAACACCUAUAUUUGGUGGAUAACUGGCUCCAAGAUGAAGAUAUUGCUUGGCUCAUUUAAAGAUGAAGCAAAAGAGAUUGUUGAGAUGUCAACAGUGGAAGCCUAUCGCAUGGCUAUGAAAAGUGUGGUUAGAUGGGUGAGAAUGAACAUGAAACCUAACAAGACUAGAGUCUUCUUCACUAGCAUGUCACCUUCUCAUGGAAGGCAAGUUUAGUAUAAUCCAUCACAAUUUUUUU
Messenger RNA from Cicer arietinum (chickpea), 505 nucleotides. The record is from RefSeq and is a predicted model, not a curated record. NCBI's taxonomy places the organism in Eukaryota, Viridiplantae, Streptophyta, Magnoliopsida, Fabales, Fabaceae.